GUUUAGGGUUCUCGAGUCGACAUGCGCCGGCGUCUGGAGCUGGCGGGCCUGGGUCUGGCCUUCUCCGGGUGGCUCUGCGCCAUCUUGACUCGCUGCGUGGCCUUGUGGACGGUGAGCGGCACUCUGGAUAACUCCACGGCUACCCUACCGGCUUACUGGGACGGGGUGUGGCUGGAAUGGGACCACUGGGAUCUGGCCCACGACGGGGAGCUGCACUGUUCCUUCUAUCGGACGCUCAUUUCGCUUUCUGGGAGUUUCCGCACGUGGAGGGCCUUCAUCAUGGCGGCGGUGGGCGCAGGGGCGUUUUCCACCUUGAUAGGUGUGGCCGGAGCCGUGUGGUUCCCCAAGCGGGGGCAGGUGAAAGUGUUUUCCGGGGCCGCGUACGUUUUAUCCGGGAUUCUUAUUCUGAUUCCCAUCGCCUGGACCUGCCAGCACAGCAGCCAGCCGCUGGCGGGUGCCGUGCACCUGAGGAGGGACUGGGGACCGGCGCUGUAUUUUGGAUGGGUGGCCUUUGCGCUGAUGAUCGCCGGGGGGAUCCUUCUCACCACAUUGUGUCCCACCGCCUCCGAGGUACCGGACCCGUCCGUUGAGGGUCACGGGACGCAUCUUCCCGAGGAGACGAUGCACCCACUCAACAGGAUCAACAGGGCCAACUUCACACAUAGCCAGUACCAACGUGGGUCCGUGCCCUCCUGAUGCCCCCCCUUCCCCUUUGCGUGUGUAAGCAAUAGGUGAAAAUCUCAAAUCUUAUUUCCCCCAUUGGAAAUGCUGGAGCAGGUACUGGACUCCUCAGAGAAGAUCCAUGCGAGCACACGAAACCCGAGCCAACAUUCGAACCCCGAACUGUGAAAUUUUCAAUUUUGAAAAUGUGUAUUUGCAUUAGAGCAUACUCCCCAUGGUGACACAAUUAGUUCAUAUCUUCAUUACCUUUUUUUUUUUUAACAUUUCAAGUUUUACUCACAUAUUACAACUUUAUUCUUGUGAAUUUGACUUUUUAUGAAGAAUUAAAAAUGGGCUCAUUUUGUGUAUACAUCCUGAAUGUAUAAGUUUAGUAAUUUUUUUUUUGAUAUGGUACAGAAAUUAAGUUUUGACCUACUUGACCAAUGAAGAACUUUUGAUUGUUAACCUGUGGACAUUGUAACUACUUUUCACUUGCCCUUGAUUGAAAAGAAAGUGACAUUAAAUACACAUUUGCAUUUAAUAUUUGUGUGCAAAAAAU
Syngnathus acus (greater pipefish) is the source of this 1219-nucleotide messenger RNA. Its product is annotated as claudin-4-like. The transcript has 2 exons. The coding region runs from base 22 to 696 and encodes 224 amino acids. The record is from RefSeq and is a predicted model, not a curated record. Gene Ontology annotation, biological process: bicellular tight junction assembly; cell adhesion. Gene Ontology annotation, cellular component: bicellular tight junction; plasma membrane. NCBI's taxonomy places the organism in Eukaryota, Metazoa, Chordata, Actinopteri, Syngnathiformes, Syngnathidae. Gene Ontology annotation, molecular function: structural molecule activity.